Amaranthus tricolor (Joseph's coat) is the source of this 1610-nucleotide messenger RNA. RefSeq names its product eukaryotic initiation factor 4A-9-like. Gene Ontology annotation, cellular component: cytoplasmic stress granule. NCBI's taxonomy places the organism in Eukaryota, Viridiplantae, Streptophyta, Magnoliopsida, Caryophyllales, Amaranthaceae. Gene Ontology annotation, biological process: cytoplasmic translational initiation. The record is from RefSeq and is a predicted model, not a curated record. The transcript is spliced from 5 exons. Gene Ontology annotation, molecular function: RNA helicase activity; ATP binding; translation initiation factor activity. Bases 160 to 1401 code for a protein of 413 amino acids.
UGAUACCAGCUAUUGGUUGCUGUUUACAAAUACGAACCCUUCACUUUUCGCUCUCCUCAGAUCCCUGUUAGAGUUCUUCCUCACGGCUCUAACCCUAGCAUCCUUUUCCAAUAUACGCUUACGAAUUCCUUGCUGUUUGUUUCAACAUCAAUUACAAUCAUGGCUGGAUUAGCACCUGAAGGAUCACAGUUUGAUGCUCGUCAGUUUGACAACAAGAUGUCUGAAUUGCUUUCCGAGGAAGGAAGUGAUUUCUUCACUUCAUACGAUGAGGUUUAUGAAAGCUUUGAUAAAAUGGGUUUGCAUGAGAAUCUUCUUAGAGGAAUAUAUGCCUAUGGUUUUGAGAAACCGUCUGCAAUUCAACAAAGGGGGAUUGUUCCUUUUUGCAAGGGUCUUGAUGUGAUUCAGCAAGCGCAGUCUGGUACUGGUAAAACUGCCACCUUUUGUUCUGGUAUCCUCCAACAGUUGGAUUAUGAGUUAAUGGAAUGCCAAGCUCUUGUUCUAGCUCCUACUAGGGAGCUUGCUCAACAAAUUGAGAAGGUUAUGCGUGCCCUGGGUGAUUAUUUGAAUGUAAAGGUUCAUGCUUGUGUUGGAGGAACAAGCGUCCGAGAGGACCAAAGGAUCUUGGCUGCAGGAGUACAUGUGGUUGUUGGUACUCCCGGGCGUGUCUUUGACAUGUUGCGUAGAAAUUCUCUUCGUGCUACUAGUAUCAAAAUGUUUGUUCUUGAUGAAGCCGAUGAGAUGCUUUCUCGGGGUUUUAAGGAUCAGAUCUAUGACAUUUUCCAACAACUACCACCCAAGAUCCAAGUUGGAGUGUUUUCUGCAACUAUGCCGCCUGAGGCCCUUGAAAUUACCAGAAAGUUUAUGAAUAAGCCUGUUAGAAUUCUUGUGAAGCGAGAUGAGCUCACCCUUGAAGGUAUCAAGCAAUUCUAUGUAAAUGUUGACAAGGAAGAGUGGAAACUUGACACUCUAUGUGACCUUUAUGAGACCUUGGCAAUCACUCAGAGUGUCAUCUUUGUGAACACUAGGAGGAAGGUCGACUGGUUGACUGACCAAAUGAGAGCCCGUGAUCACACAGUGUCAGCCACACAUGGUGACAUGGACCAAAACACUAGAGACAUCAUUAUGCGUGAGUUCCGUUCUGGUUCAUCCCGUGUCCUCAUUACUACCGACCUUCUUGCUCGUGGUAUCGAUGUGCAGCAAGUAUCGCUGGUUAUCAACUAUGAUUUGCCUACCCAACCAGAAAACUAUUUGCACAGGAUAGGACGUAGUGGACGGUUUGGAAGAAAGGGUGUUGCUAUCAAUUUUGUAACCCGUGACGAUGAGAAGAUGCUUUUUGAUAUCCAGAAAUUCUACAAUGUGACGAUUGAGGAGCUUCCCGCUAAUGUUGCUGAUCUUAUCUGAAGUGACGAUGAUAGGCUGUCAUGUUUGUUUUUAGGGAGAAACUGUUUUGUGAAGUCUGUCCAAUUAGUAAAGUUUCAAUUUGGGCAACUUGUUUAUUGGAUGAUGAUUAUUUAUCGGAUUAGUUCACAAUUUUACCCUUCUUACUAUGCCUUGUUAUUUUUUUCUUUCUGUGAAUAUCAGCAUAUCACUAACCCUUGUGUGGAUGCCCA